Molecule: messenger RNA, 2160 nt
Organism: Zasmidium cellare ATCC 36951
Lineage: Eukaryota; Fungi; Ascomycota; Dothideomycetes; Mycosphaerellales; Mycosphaerellaceae
Exons: 5
Coding region: 1-2160 (719 amino acids)
Biological process (GO): regulation of transcription by RNA polymerase II; DNA-templated transcription
Cellular component (GO): chromatin
Molecular function (GO): DNA-binding transcription factor activity, RNA polymerase II-specific; RNA polymerase II cis-regulatory region sequence-specific DNA binding; zinc ion binding
Source: RefSeq, a predicted model, not a curated record
AUGCCUGUCCAAAAUGCAGCAAGGUGUUUACAAGACGUGAGAAUUUGGAUCGCCAUCACCGCGCUCAGCAUUCAUCAGGCCCUCGGCCUUUACGUUGUGAGACCUGCGAUGCGCCCUUCACCAGACGGUGUGUCUCUAAGAGGUCGUGAGCUGUUAUUGAUGACUGACAGACAGCAUAGAGAUGUGCUGAAACGACAUGUGCAGCGAUGUACACGGAGUGCAACUACUCGGUCAAGGCGGCUUCAGUCAGUGCCUUCUCCCGUCAGCCCAAACAAACUAGGCGCAGAACCAGAAUCGGAAGCACCAGAUUGUUCUCCUGGAACACAGGCUGAGAUACACAUCACCGGAGACUUGACACAGAACGAUGCCGAAACCAGCUCCAACAGCGCCUUCCAGCAUGCAACACCGGCGGUUGAAUGUCUUCCCUCACCAAUGGCUUCUGUGGAGGACCCUUUGUCUGCGUCUACCGAUGCUGUAGCAAUACUUGUCUACCGCUAUGGUGUCAGUCUCAGCACAGCAACGGCAGCUACCGCUGCGUACUUUGUGCACAUUCACCCUAGCCUUCCUAUUGUACACCCUCCAACGUUCUCCUUGGUGACGACUCCCACUUCCCUAGCAUCGAUAAUCGUCGCCAUUGGGAUCAUGUAUAGCCCACAGGCGUCACAACUUCGCGCGACCAGUGAUCGCAUGUGGCAAAAUGGCCUUGAGGAGCUCGAAGCGUUGGUGAAAGAGCAAUCCAUGUUCUACAAGUCUCCAUGGACCUUACAGUCAUGGAUACUUCACAUCGUAUACGCAUUCUACUUCAACGAUGUUUCAGUACCCGCAACGUGCUGGGCAAAACACCAAAGCCUCAUUCGACAUCUUCGCUCCUGCUGUUUGAUGAACGAGCAACUGACUUUGCUCGGCAAUGACAUCCAGCCGUGGCUUACAAAUAUAACCCAGUCACUGCUAUGGACUUCGGAGGAGGUCUCCAUGGCCUGGCACGCCUUCGUGCUACAUGAGACGUAUCGACAUUGCGUCUUUGCCGUGCUGUUUCUGGAUCACCAGAUGACAACGCCAUGCAACACCCGACCUUCCAUGUCGAAUGUUGAGGUUGGUUGGGAUCUGCCAAUGCCGAUCGCCCUCUGGGAUGCUUCGUCUGCGGAAGAGUGGUUCACUCGAUCACAGGAGCAUGUUCAGCGAGGAAUACUGUCCGACCCCUUGGAUUCCAGCUCCAUGCUGUCAUUGGCUAGAGCAACACAACUGCUUCUGAGUGCUUCGCCUCCGCCGUUUGUACUGGAGCGCUUGUCAAGUUCCCCAUUUGCGGCUGCGUGUAUGCUUGUGAGCCUGGAGUCUCUCGUUCGAGACUUUACGACAUGUUGCUACCGAAUGCCUCCUGUCUUGCCGGACCCGUCAGCCUAUCAUGUACUUUCGCCCGAACAGAAUCGGGCCAUCAACGCUGCCGUCAAUACUAUGCUAGGAAUUGUGGCCAAGAACAACGCCAUAUCGCCGCAGCUGAGAGGCUUCCUUCGCCUAAGCUGCUGGUUGACCCGGAUCCAGCUGUGCGAGCCAGAUGACCUCAUAGUAUCGGGCAUCGUCGACGACUCGCUUUUGGCCAGCCUCAGUACAUCGGCGCACUUGGUUCUGGGCAGCAGCGUCGCAUUACGAAGAGCUGUGGCUCCUGUGCGCCGACGGUUCGGCGAGGAUUGUUCCUUUCAGGCCUGGGAUGAAAUGUUGAAAGCACUCGGCGUCAUCACUGAAUCCGUGCAAGAUCGUAAAGCUUCACAAUCGCCAUGGAUGACGGUGCUUGCUUCACGGCUGCUUCUCAUGCUAUGGCGAACACUACGCCGAGCCAUUGGCGAGAUCGAACAGAGCAAGGCAGGCAGCGGCUCGCUUCUAGGCCAGCAGCAGGAAGGCCUCGGGCUCGCCAGUGUUCUGUCAUCUGUAAUCGUCGAGAGGAUCACACAAAUGCUCAAAGCCCAGCGUACGUCAGGAGCCCAAGAGCUAGAAGAUCACCAAACGAUAGAAAGAGCUUUUGUAAGGAAAAUCACUGAAAUCUUCUCUGGGAUCAAAACACCCGUGAGUGAUGCCAUAAGCAAGAUAUGGCGGGAAAUCGCGUCUCUGAUCGAUGGUGAUCAGAGCGAGCCAUUGUCCGGAGGAUUGGACGGGUGGAUGGCGUGA